Alternaria postmessia is the source of this 3351-nucleotide messenger RNA. RefSeq lists its product as uncharacterized. The transcript has 4 exons. Gene Ontology annotation, molecular function: monooxygenase activity; peroxidase activity; heme binding. NCBI's taxonomy places the organism in Eukaryota, Fungi, Ascomycota, Dothideomycetes, Pleosporales, Pleosporaceae. The coding region runs from base 1 to 3351 and encodes 1116 amino acids. Gene Ontology annotation, biological process: response to oxidative stress. The record is from RefSeq and is a predicted model, not a curated record.
AUGCCUAGUCAGAUACAAACAUUGAUCGGAAAGAUCAGGAGAAAGCCUACGCAAGCAAGCGAUGGCAGAACGGCGGAAGCCGCGAGCGGGCUGAAGAACCACCAGAAGACUGGCAUUGUCAGCGACAUUAGAGGUCUCGGUGUUAAGGAUGCCAAAUUCGCUCUCGACGCUAUUACAACAUUGGCAUCAGGCGAGCCUUUGGACGAUAAAGAUCUUCUUCUCGAGAAGGGAGUCCAGAUGCUACAGGGACUGCCUCUGAACAGCGGUCUCAGCGCAAAAGUCUCAGACGGUUUUAUUAGCAUGCUCUGGAAUGACUUGCCCCACCCAACGCCUACACAUGCUGGACCUUCAGCAAGAUACCGGAAGCACGACGGCUCGGGAAACAAUCCUCACAACCCUGAAAUGGGCAAGGCAGGAUCGCCGUAUGCGCGCAACGUGCCUCCGACUAAACCGAAAGGACCAAACUUGCCCGACGUUGAAGACGUGUAUGAGGCGCUUCUCAAGCGCGAUAGGCCUUUCCGCGAGCAUCCUUCUGGCCUCAAUCGCCUGUUCUUCUCUUUCGCAACUAUCGUCAUUCACGAAUGUUUCCAAACCUCUAGGACAGACCCUUGGAUCAACGAGACUUCGAGCUAUGUUGACCUCAGCACCUUGUACGGCAACACAGAGAAAGAGCAGCCGCGCGUGCGAACGUACAAGAAUGGCCUGAUAUAUCCAGACUCUAUCGCCUCGGAGCGCAUCAUGAUGAUGCCUCCUGGUGUAGUCGCUGUACUUUUGAUGUUCUCGAGGAACCACAACCAUGUUGCGGAAUCAUUACUGUCAGUGAACGAGGACGGCAAAUAUAAGCCGUGGGAUAGUUUAGACGAAGCGGACAGAAAAUGGCAAGACGAGGACAUCUUCCAGAUUACUCGCAAUAUCAACGUUGGCUUCUUUGCUUCAGUCGUAUUGAAAGACUACGUCGCUGCCAUCUUGAACACCCCACGAGCCAACUCAGAAUGGUCUCUCGAUCUCGGUAAAGAGAUCAAACAAGGUGGUACACGUGUCGAGCGCGGAACUGGCAGUCAUGUAUCCGUGGAGUUCGCUGUUCUCUACCACUGGCAUGCUGCUCUCAGUGCUGCCGACGAGAAUUGGAUGGAAGAAAUCAUCCGUUCCGUUUUCCCCGACUUACGUCACAUCGACGAUGUAACAAUCGAGAUGUUCCACAAGGUUAUGAAGGUGUACGGUCACGACUUGAUGAACAAGAAGCCCUGGGAAUGGACCUUCGGAGGCCUUCAGCGAGGAGCCGAUGGCAGAUUCAACGAUGCUCAACUCUCAGAGCUGAUCAAAGACUGUAUCGAAGAACCUGCUCACGCUUUUGGUGCUCAUGGUACACCAGCCAGUCUCAAGGUUGUCGAUCUCAUGGGUCAGUUACAAGCCCGUGAGAUGUUCAAUGUCUGCACACUCAACGAAUUCCGUCGGUAUCUUAAUCUGAAGCCGUACGAAACAUUCGAGGAUUGGUGCUCUGACAAAGAGACGGCGCGGGCAGCCGAGCUUUUGUAUGGUCAUAUGGAGAAUAUGGAACUAUACCCGGGAUUAAUGGCUGAGUGCACGAAGCCCGCUAUGCCAGGAAGUGGCGUUUGUCCCGGUCAAACAACUGGUCGAGGUAUCUUGGACGAUGCUGUUGCAUUAGUUCGUGGUGACCGUUUCCUGAGCUACGACUUCAACAGUAACACUCUUACGCAGUGGGGUGCGGCUCUGCUGUCAGAGAGUACACCAGGAGCAUAUGGCGGCGUAUUUCCCAAGCUGCUCUUCCAGGGUCUCCCAGGUGGAUUUAAAGGAACUUCAAGCUACGCGCUGCUGCCCUUCUACACACCCAAAGCAGCCAAAGAGAUUCUCACAGGCAAUAAGGUGGUUGAACAGUAUGACCUCAGACGCCCUCCGAGCGAUUACGACAUCAUCAGUGUCCAGACGCAAGAAGGUUGCAAGAAAGUGUUCAAUGAUCGUGAAAGCUUUGUUGUCAUGUACCAGGCAGCUAUUCGCAACUGCACGGCUGGACAUGACUUCAUGAUCGGAUGGGACGAGCAAAAGAAGCAUGACGAGCGGUCCAAAAUCCUGGAUAAGGUCUUCUUCGAGGAGGGUUUUGAGAAGAACAUCGAUGAGUUCUUCACGACCAACGUACGGAAACUCAUCAAGCAGAACUCACUUAAAGGCGCCAAGGGUAGAAUGAGUAUCGACAUUGUUCGCGAUGUUACCAACAUCACGCCAAUCCUCUGGCUUGCAGAGCGUUUUGCACUUCCGCUGAAGACACAAGAGCAACCUAGAGGGUUACUCUCUAUCCACGAAGCGUUUCUCGCAUAUCUUGUUCUAUUCAUGUACCAAUCCUUCAACAUCAUGCCACACAAUGAGUGGAAACUGCGAGCAGGCGCGAUGCAAGCCGCAGCACCACUUCGCUCGAUCUUCGAAACCCACCUGAAGACACAGACAGGGCGUCUUGAAGGCUUGGUAGAUUGGAUGGCCAAGGGCUCCGCCUUUGAAGUAGGUCCACACGCCGACCGCAUCUACCACGCCCUUGCCGACACCAAGCUGCCCAUUGGCGACUUGGUAGGCGACUGUAUCGGCAUGGGAGCACCCGUGGCCGGAAACCUGACCCAGCAAGCUAGUUUGCUAAUCGACCUGUUCCUCUCGCCCGGGUACGAAAAGUACAAGGCGCGAAUCGUGGAACUGUCGCACAUGGAUCAUGCAGAAUCGGACCGCGAAUUACAAGGUUUCGUUUACGAGGGAAUGCGCCAUGUGGGCGUGGUUCCUGGUCUCCCUCGCGUCGCAACCAGAGAUAUCACUGUCAACGACGGUGCCCGUGGCCCCGUGUCCAUCAAAAAGGGUCACACGAUCCUCAUUGCCACGUCCAAGUCUGCCAUGGACCCGGUUGCGUUCCCCAACCCUGAGAUCAUGAAUCCCCACCGCCCAUUUGAAGAGUACAUUCUACUCGGCCACGGUCUACAUUUCUGCUUUGGCGCGCGUCUUGUCGGCCCCUCUCUCGCUGCCACGCUUCGUGAAGUGUUCAAACUGCCAAAUGUACGUCGCGCGCCCGGUAAGCAAGGCCGUUUUACCGUUACCGAGCAUAAACUCGCGGGCAUCACGAUGCGGCAUUAUCUCGAUUCUAAUUCAAAGGAGAGUCCUAUUCCGACAAGUCUGCGUCUACAUUACGAUAGCGAGGAUGUUGUUGCUAAUGGACUGAAUGGCCAUGCCACCACGGGCGGGCUUACAAACGGACAUACGAAUGGGCUGGCUAAUGGCCAUGUGAACUAUGCCUCUAAUGGGCAUGCAAACGCUGGUGGCGAUAAUGAGCAUGGGAAUGCUUAUACGAUUGCGCCUUAG